Molecule: messenger RNA, 798 nt
Organism: Macrobrachium nipponense
Lineage: Eukaryota; Metazoa; Arthropoda; Malacostraca; Decapoda; Palaemonidae
Exons: 1
Coding region: 1-798 (265 amino acids)
Source: RefSeq, a predicted model, not a curated record
AUGUGGCCAGAGCAGACAGAAGUAUCUACAUGCUACCCACCUGAAACACCUGAUGAAGUUUUAACUACAGUUGUCAGUGAAGAAGCUACUUGUCCCAUAGAGAUCCGCAGGUUCGCUUCCCUUCCUAAACUUAUAAAUGUCACUAAGUUAGAAAUUAAGUUCACUAGGCUUUUUAAACGUACCAUUGGGAAUCGUAAAACUAAGAACUCGGGACUCGUAAACUCUGAAAAUGUCGAAGUACAGAACUCAGAAGCAUUACGAAUUCUUAUUGGCUUCACACAGAGUCAGUAUUUCCCAGAGGAGUUGUCAAACCUUAACAAGAAUUACCACAAAAUUCCAACCAGAGUUAAAUUCCUAGGCUUGUUCCUGGAUGAGAGUGGACUUUUGCGAUGCACUGGGAGGCUACAAAAUGCGGACCACCUUCCAUAUAGCAAUAAAUUUCCUCUGCUUUUACCUCCAAAUUCUCCUUUGACUGGACUUAUAGUCAUUCAAGCACAUGAAAAUGUUCUUCAUGCAGGCAUUCAAGACACAAUUUGCAAGGUGAGAGAAGAAUACUGGAUACCAAGACUGAGAAAGUGUGUCAAGAAGAUGAAAACAAAGUGUCACCUAUGUAACCGUCUGGAAGGACCUGCCUUGCACAGGCCUCCUCCGCCACCUCUACCAGCUUGCAGAGUGAAUAGUCUCGGGCCGUUUGAGGUGGCUGGAGUAGAUUUGACUGGACAAAUUCUUAUCUGGAAUCCAGCCACUCAAGAAAAUGACAAGGUUUACAUAGUCGUGUUCACUUGUACCUCAACAUGA